Messenger RNA from Sturnus vulgaris (Common starling), 540 nucleotides. Lineage: Eukaryota; Metazoa; Chordata; Aves; Passeriformes; Sturnidae. The record is from RefSeq and is a predicted model, not a curated record.
CUGUCGUAAAAAUGUCAAAACAACCAGCAUCACAUGUCAAAGCCAUUCAGGCUAAUAUUAACAUCCCAAUGGGAGCAUUUCGACCUGGUGCAGGCCACCCUCAUAAAAGAAAAGAACUUACACCUGAAGAAGUGGAGGAGAAUGUUCCUGCUUCAACAGAGGAGGAGAAAGAGAAGAAACUUCUCCCAGGAGCUAAGAAACUUCCGGGUCCUGCUGUCAACUUGUCAGAGAUUCAGAGCAUAAAGAGUGAGCUGAAAUAUGUCCCCAAGGCUGAACAGUAGCUGGAAGAAGCAGAACUGGCUCGAUGUGGCAUGAGCCUUGUGACCCCUGUCCAGGAGCAGGCCAUCUACAAGUGUCCCAAGCCCUGCUUUGUACUCAGGACUACACCUGCUUCAGCCACCAAAUUGUUCCUGGUGUGCCUUUUGAGAAAUGUAGCUCUUUUAGUGCCAAGGCUACCUCUGUUUCACACUUGUUUGCAAAUUUUUCUUCAGAGACUAACAUUUUGUAGUGUUUGAGCUCACUGUGUGUAGGCAGAGCAUC